This is a messenger RNA of Lontra canadensis (Northern American river otter), 1594 nucleotides long. RefSeq names its product interleukin 13 receptor subunit alpha 1 (gene IL13RA1). Gene Ontology annotation, cellular component: membrane; external side of plasma membrane. Gene Ontology annotation, biological process: cytokine-mediated signaling pathway. The record is from RefSeq and is a predicted model, not a curated record. The transcript is spliced from 11 exons. Gene Ontology annotation, molecular function: protein binding; cytokine receptor activity. NCBI's taxonomy places the organism in Eukaryota, Metazoa, Chordata, Mammalia, Carnivora, Mustelidae. The coding region runs from base 159 to 1436 and encodes 425 amino acids.
GGCUCGGGUUACCUGCGGCGGGUGGGCGGAGCGGCCUUUCCGGUCUGCGCCGGUCUCCAGUCUCUCGGGGCGGUGGAGCCGGGAAGUGGGAGAGGGAGCGAAGGAGGCGGAGACUGCGGAGCCUCGCCGCCCGGCCGGGCUCCGACGAGAGGGGCUGCAUGGCGCGGCCGGCGCGGCUCUGCGGGCUGUGGGCGCUGUUGCUCUGCGCCGGCGGCGGCGGCGCGGUCGCCGCGCCCACCGAAACCCAGCCACCUGUGACGAAUUUGAGUGUUUCUGUUGAAAACCUCUGCACGGUCAUAUGGACAUGGGAUCCUCCUGAAGGAGCCAGCCCGAAUUGCACCUUAUGGUAUUUUAGUCACUUUGACAACAAGCAGGAUAAGAAAAUUGCUCCUGAAACCCAUCGUUCCAAAGAAGUACCCCUGAACGAGAGGAUUUGUCUGCAAGUGGGGUCCCAGUGCAGCACCAGUGAAAGUGACAAUCCUAGCAUUUUGGUGGAGAAGUGCACCCCGCCCCCGGAAGGUGAUCCCGAGUCCGCUGUGACUGAGCUACAAUGCGUCUGGCACAACCUGAGCUACAUGAAGUGUACUUGGCUCCCUGGGAAGAAUGCAAGUCCCGACACCAACUAUACCCUCUACUACUGGCAUAGCAGCCUGGGAAAAAUUCUUCAGUGUGAAGACAUCUAUAGGGAAGAUCAACACAUCGGUUGUUCCUUUGCUCUGACUAAUUUGAAGGAUUCCAGUUUUGAGCAACACAGUGUCCAAAUAGUGGUCAAGGAUAAUGCAGGAAAAAUUAGACCAUCCUUCAAUAUAGUGCCUUUAACUUCUCAUGUGAAACCUGAUCCCCCACAUAUUAAACGUCUGUUCUUCCAAAAUGGUAACUUGUAUGUGCAGUGGAAGAAUCCACAGAAUUUUUACAGCAGAUGCUUAUCUUAUCAAGUAGAAGUCAAUAACAGCCAAACCGAGACGAAUGAUAUUUUCUACGUUGAAGAGGCCAAAUGUCAGAAUUCAGAAUUUGAGGGAAACCUGGAGGGUACAAUUUGUUUCAUGGUCCCCAGUGUUCUUCCUGAUACUUUGAACACAGUCAGAAUAAGAGUCAGAACAAACAAGUUAUGCUAUGAGGAUGACAAACUCUGGAGUAAUUGGAGUCAAGCGAUGAGUAUAGGUGAGAAUACCGAUCCCACGUUCUACAUAAGCAUGUUGCUUGCCACUCCGGUCAUCGUUGCGGGCGCCAUCAUCGUCCUUCUGCUUUAUCUCAAAAGGCUCAAGAUCAUUAUAUUCCCUCCAAUUCCUGAUCCUGGCAAGAUUUUUAAAGAAAUGUUUGGAGACCAGAACGAUGAUACCCUGCACUGGAAGAAGUACGACAUCUACGAGAAGCAAACCAAAGAAGAGACCGACUCUGUGGUGCUGAUAGAAAACCUGAAGAGAGCCUCUCAGUGACCGGGAUAAUUUAUUUUAACCUUCAGCGUGAGCUUGUGAAGAUUAUCCCAUUCUGCGUUUUGUUAUCUGGGAACUCGUGAAACGGAAACUGAAACCACUGGGCCAUUUGCAAACAGGCAGCUCCGAAGAGCCCCUGCCUUUCUGUUGAGUUGAGCACU